Molecule: messenger RNA, 1814 nt
Organism: Propithecus coquereli (Coquerel's sifaka)
Lineage: Eukaryota; Metazoa; Chordata; Mammalia; Primates; Indriidae
Gene: PGAM5
Product: phosphoglycerate mutase family member 5
Exons: 6
Coding region: 58-927 (289 amino acids)
Biological process (GO): positive regulation of mitochondrial fission
Cellular component (GO): mitochondrion
Source: RefSeq, a predicted model, not a curated record
UCGCGGCGCGCCGUCCGGGCCGAGUGCGCCUGCGCGGGCCGGCGCGGAGCGGGCGGCAUGGCGUUCCGGCAGGUGCUGCAGCUGGCGGCCUGCGGGCUGGCCGGGGGCUCGGCCGCCGUGCUCUUCUCGGCCGUGGCGGUGGGGAAGCCGCGCGCGGGCGGGGACGCGGAGCCGCGCGCGGCCGAGCCGCCGGCGUGGGCGGGGGGAGCGCGGCCGGGGCCCGGCGUCUGGGACCCCAACUGGGACAGGCGAGAACCAUUGUCUCUGAUCAACCUGCGGAAGAGGAAUGUGGAGUCCGGAGAAGACGAGCUGGCUUCCAGGCUGGACCACUACAAAGCCAAGGCCACGCGGCACAUCUUCCUCAUCAGGCACUCCCAGUACCACGUGGACGGCUCCCUGGAAAAGGACCGCACCCUGACCCCACUGGGUCGCGAGCAGGCUGAACUAACUGGGCUCCGACUCGCGAGCUUGGGGUUGAAGUUUAACAGAAUCGUCCACUCCUCCAUGACCCGUGCAGUGGAGACCACCGACAUCAUCGGGAGACACCUGCCAGGCGUCUGCAAGGUCAGCACAGACCUGCUGCGGGAGGGCGCCCCCAUCGAGCCAGACCCACCGGUGUCGCACUGGAAGCCAGAAGCUGUGCAGUAUUAUGAAGACGGAGCCCGGAUCGAGGCCGCCUUCCGGAACUACAUCCACCGGGCAGAUGCCAAGCAGGAGGAAGACAGUUACGAGAUCUUCAUAUGUCACGCCAACGUCAUCCGCUAUAUCGUGUGCAGAGCGCUGCAGUUUCCUCCCGAAGGCUGGCUCCGCCUCUCCCUCAACAACGGCAGCAUCACCCACCUGGUGAUCCGACCCAAUGGCCGAGUGGCGCUCAGGGCCCUUGGUGACACAGGGUUCAUGCCCCCCGACAAGAUCACCCGGUCUUGAGGGCUGUCCGCCAAACUCCACCCUCCUCCUCAGCUCAAGACCUGGCUCUGGCCGCGGCUUCCUUCCGUCUUCCCUGUACAGGCUGCGCUGCAGUUACGUGUUGUUUCUGAGGACGAGGCCGGCAGAAAAGUGGAAAUGUCUAAAAUGCUGCAUUUGGGUGCUUAUUCCUGGCCCAGGCUGCAAAGGGAAAAAUGUGGAUCAGACAGCCUGACUUCUUUGCAUGGUUUUCUACCUUCCUGUGACCUGCCAGGAUGACUCGGGGGCUGAAGUGGAACCUCGGACAGAAGUCAGGCCCGUUUGGGGACAGACUGACUCACUCUGGGCGACCCUGGGGCUCCCGUCAGGAACCUGUCGGGCACAAGGGUCUGCUCACAACCCAUUUUACUUCAUACAUUCUUUGGUUUCUCAAAACCCUUUGUCACUUAAGUAUUUGUCAUUUAAAGAUUUUCCUGAUCUGGGUUCUUGCUUGGAAAACCAGUUUCUCGCUCCAAAGUCACAGAUCCCCAGCGCCGUUGGGUCUGAUCCCCUACUCUACCAGGACUUCCAGGGCACAGGGACUUGCCAGCUACGCAGAUGAACUCGGACAGGUGAGGGACGAAACAAGUCUGUGGCGGUGACGUGACCUGGACCUUCGGUCUCGAGGGAGGUGCAGGCUGGUGACAGCCCAGGAGGGGUGUCCCGUUUCAGAAACUAUCCCAGACUCAUAGCUCAGUCUUAGUUUGCCCCUAGUUGAUCUUUAAUGCUUAUGGAUUAAAAUAUUUAAACAUGAUGUAUCUAUUUCAAAUAUUCUGUUAAUUUAGGAAAAACUACAAUUUCUAUGAAGUGGUUAUGAACAUUUUCUGCAAUCAAUAGAACUGACUGGGAUAUCUGAUCUAUUUCUCUGUCCA